Molecule: messenger RNA, 3166 nt
Organism: Daldinia caldariorum
Lineage: Eukaryota; Fungi; Ascomycota; Sordariomycetes; Xylariales; Hypoxylaceae
Product: ARM repeat-containing protein
Exons: 3
Coding region: 175-3114 (979 amino acids)
Biological process (GO): protein phosphorylation
Molecular function (GO): ATP binding; protein kinase activity
Source: RefSeq, a predicted model, not a curated record
CGUACAACACGACCGUCAUCCGAGAGUAGAUCCGGGAGGGAUCGGGUUUAUUGAGGUAUUGAGGUCCUUACCAGGUAUUGGGAAACGCGGGAUCGCAAACGAAUGUUUAUCUUCCAUCGCGCAACGUUACGAUAUGAUGGUCGCUAGCCCUUGCAUAACAUCUCGUCGCCAAUCAUGUUCUCCUCGCUGAAGAGCUUCACCUCUCACAUCAACUCUAACUAUGCUAUUUCGCAAUCCGUAACCUGUACGGCCGGUCCGUGGAAGAUAUACGAUGCGAAGAAGAAAUCAACAGGCAAGACGUAUUCCGUCUUCGUCUUCGAGAGGAAGUCCAUAGAGUCGCAUGGGAAUUCUCUCGGCCGGUCGGGCGCCGCAGCUUUCAAGCGCUCCGUUGAUGAGGUUGUUGAGCGUUUAAAGAAAGAAGCGUCGUCGCUCGCUAGACUACGACAUCCGAGCAUUCUGGAAUUGGUCGAGCCCGUAGAGGAAACUAGAGGAGGUCUUCAGUUUGUCACCGAGCCCGUAACUACCUCGCUAGCAAACCUCUUACAAGAAAAGGAUGAUCAGGAGAGGUCCGGCGGCGUCGGGGGCCGGUCGAGUCGAUAUGUCACCGAAGACUCGGACGGCACCAGACGGAGGCGGGAUAUAGAGAUCGACGAGCUUGAGAUACAAAAGGGGUUGCUUCAGAUUAGCAAGGCUUUGGAAUUCCUACACGAGAAUGCUGGACUGGUGCACGCCAAUCUCACCCCGGAUGCUGUGCUAAUUAAUGCCAAGUCCGAUUGGAAAGUCAGUGGCCUAUCUUUCUGUAGUCCACCAGAGGGCUCGUCAAAGCCAACUUCGGUUCAGCCUAUCAGCCUUUCGGAAGUUCUCAACUUAGACCCCAGGCUACCAAAAUAUGUCCAAAUCAAUCUUGAUUAUACUUCCCCUGAUUUUGUCCUCGAUAAUAACCUCACCACCUCAGCUGACAUGUUCUCGUUGGGCCUUUUAUGUGUCGCGCUAUAUAAUUCACCUCAUCGAUCUCCCAUAGAAAGCAGCGGGAGUAUCUCUGCAUAUAAGAGGUUGUUCACAUCAUCUUCAACCGUACCUUCAUCUGGGAAUGGCUACCUGUCCAAAAGGCCCAUACCAAGGGACCUUUCGGCUCAUGUACUACCCCGAUUAAUUACGCGGCGUCCCGCGCAGCGCAUGACAGCCCGAGAGUUUCAAGAGAGCGAGUAUUUUGACAACAUUCUUGUUUCUACCAUCCGCUUCCUCGACGCAUUCCCGGCCAAGACUCCAAAUGAGAAAGCUCAAUUCAUGAGGGGUCUCAAUAAGGUUCUACCGUCCUUCCCCAAGUCGGUCAUGGAGAAGAAAGUCCUGCCAGCAUUGUUGGAAGAACUCAAAGACAAGGACUUGCUAUCCCUCAUCCUUCAGAAUGUCUUCAAGAUUAUGGAUCUGUUGCCAUCGUCGAGGCGAGCGUUCUCGGAGCGGAUACGACCGAGGAUUAAAGAGAUCUUCGUCGUCAAUGCGAAACAAUUACAAGAAAAAGAUGCACCUAGGGACGCAGGGUUGAUGGUUGUCUUGGAAAAUUUACGUCAGAUAGCUGAGAACUCUUCUGGUAAAGAGUUCAAAGAUGAUGUCCUACCAAUUGUUUUAGUGGCCAUUGAGUCUCCAACGCCUUCACUUGUCGAUGCUGCUCUACGUGGCUUGCCAGUUAUAUUACCAGUUUUAGACUUCAGUACUAUCAAGAAUGAGCUAUUUCCCAUCGUCGCUGCUGUCUUCAGCAAAACCAACAGCUUAGCGAUCAAAGUUCGCGGGUGCCGAGCCUUCGUCAUCCUUUGCGGUGGCUCGAACGAAUCGUCAUCAGCGGACGAUGGGCUUGACGGGAUAAGCCGUGAGAAGAAAAAGGCAUCUUCAUCCAGUGCUCUAGACAAGUAUACAAUGCAGGAAAAGAUCGUCCCUCUCAUCAAAGCCAUCAAAACCAAGGAGCCUGCAGUCAUGAUGGCCGCCUUGGAUGUGUUGCGCGUUGUGGGCGAUAACGCAGAUGCCGAUUUUGUAGCCAUGGACAUUUUACCUAUCCUAUGGAACAUGAGUUUAGGACCCCUUCUAGAUCUCAAGCAAUUUCGGUCCUUUAUGGACUUAAUCAAGUCGCUUUCGAGAAAGGUCGAAGAUGAGCAAAUAAAGAAGUUACAGGAGCUUUCCGUUGUGAAUGGAGGUGGGAGAGCAGCGACUCCCACCGAUGAUUUCGUAGGAUUCGGAGGUGUUAGCGGGACAACGUUUGAUUCAAGUAAUGGAGCAACGGAAGACGAUUUUGAACGGCUAGUGAAAGGGAAAUCGGGGCCGAGCAUAAACACAAGCGACCCGAUGGACGCAGGCUGGGACACCACCCCAGCGACAGCAUCAGUUAUCUCGCCACCGAUCAAAUCGCCGCAAUUUUCCUGGUCGACACCAAGUCCUACCUCUAGUACUGGUACUGGAUCAGGCUAUUUCGGAGCCACCAAACCUCAACCUCCUUUCCGAACAGUUACUCCGGACCUCAAUUCAUUCGGUACUCUAACCCCUUCAUCUACCCAAUAUUCCCAACCCCUACAACCAAGUAUGGGUAACGCAAGCAAGCCUACAUCUGCUGUACCACAGAAUCCUCCCAACACGGUCAACUGGUCUACCUCGGCGGCAGCGGCGCCCAAUCCUUGGGCUUCGAGUUCAACCAACCCCAUAUCUCCAUCAGCUUCAUCUUUCGGCAAUAUUGCUACAGGGAUGUCCAAUUUAAACCUUGGCCAAUCCAAACCCACUCUAAACCAGUCGUCUUCGUUUUCUCUCCCUCCGCCGCCGUCUAGUGGAAGCAGCACUCCCUCCGGGUUCAGCUUACCUCCUCCCCCAGGAGGCGCUCAGAGACAGAGCUCAACAUUGUCAUCGUUCGGUCAACCAUCCAGCGGAUUCGGAAGCAUAUCUCCACCGCCCGGAAGCAUGAACAGCAUGGUGAACUCGGGAAUCGGAGGCACGAAUAGGAGUAUGAACAGCAUGGGCAGCAUGAUGGGCAGCAUAAAACCUAUGGCGCCAAGCCAAUCCAUACCGCAACCGCAGCAGCAACAGCAACAGCAAACCCAAGGGUCAGGCUUGGAUAAGUACGAGAGUCUCUUAUAGGCGAGUGAGGAAGGAGAUGUAACUGGUGUCACCCGUGCAGCUUUCAUGAGCG